AUGACUGAUCUAGCUAAAUUGACUCGAAAAAGGGGAAAUAUUAAAGGGCAGCUUACACGGUUAGAAACUUUUAUUCAGAAUUAUGACUCCUCUAAGCAUCAUGAGAUUUCGAUACGUCUUAAAAGAGCGGAGGCGUGGUGGGAUGAAUUUGAAAGCAUCCAGGACGAAAUCGAGGACCUGGAUAAUUCGGAUGAGCAAGUGGCUGAACGCGAUGAUUUUGGUACAAAGUAUUUUGACAUUCUUGGUCGCCUAAAUUUACUUGCGCACGGUGGGAGUACACAGGACUCAACUGCUCCAAGAACGGAAGUACGUCUUCCACCAAUGGAAGUACCUAACUUUUAUGGUUCAUACAAGCAGUGGUUGGAAUUUCACGAUUCUUUUAAGUCCUUAGUAGAUUCGAAUUUGUCUUUAACUAAUAUUCAAAAAUUUUAUUAUCUAAAAGGGGCGCUUAAGGGUACGGCGGCUGAUGUGAUCCAUUCUUUGGAGGUGUCUUCAGAAAAUUAUCAGGUUGCAUGGGAUCUUUUUGGGGGAAAGGUUUAA
Messenger RNA from Sitophilus oryzae (rice weevil), 540 nucleotides. RefSeq lists its product as uncharacterized. NCBI's taxonomy places the organism in Eukaryota, Metazoa, Arthropoda, Insecta, Coleoptera, Curculionidae. The transcript has a single exon. Bases 1 to 540 code for a protein of 179 amino acids. The record is from RefSeq and is a predicted model, not a curated record.